CGCGGGAGUAAACACGGUCCGGUGAGCUGGAGCGGACAGUGCUACGCGUAGGAGCAAACAUGACCGUCAGAGUACUGAACUCGGAGAAACAAGACCUGGGCGAAGGCCCGCAUUGGCUAUCGGGCCGGAACACACUUCUUAUCGUCGACAUCGAGCAGAAGGCGGUCAAAAUGAUCGAUUUCGUGACCGGGGACAUCGUCGAGAGACAUACUUUCGACGAUCUGGUCGGAGUGGCGAUUCCAUAUGCAUCGAAUGCUAAUCUGCUCGUUGUUGGUGUGGGAAACCGUCUCGUCAAGUACGACACCGAGACCAAGAAAGUACUCGAAGUUUUGUGUGACGUAACAGAACAUGAGAAAGGCUUGGCAACCAGGAUCAACGACGCAAAGUGCGACCCGUACGGUCGGAUUAUCUUCGGUACGAUGCCGAAGGCUUUAACCGAUACACUCCCCGCGAGCAAGGGGAAAUUGUUCAGCUACUCGAAGGGCGAGCUGAAAGUUCUCAUCGAGGACGUCGAUCUCUCGAAUGGACUGGCCUGGUCCAGAGACAACAAGACAAUGUUCUACGUGGACUCUAAUCCUUCGAAGAAAAUGUUUGCAUUCGACUACGACGACACGGGAGCACUAUCGAACCAGCGCGUGCUAGUCGACUUCAACAUGGAACCUUUCAAUAAAUUCGGUUUCCCCGACGGCAUCACGAUCGACGUGCAGGAUAAUAUCUGGCUCGCGGUAUUCGGCGGGAGCUGCAUCUUGAAAAUCGACUCGCGGACAGGUAAACUCCUGACUAAAGUUAAUCUACCUUCGAUGAAUGUGACGUCCGCCUGCUUCGGAGGACCCGAUCUCAGCACAUUGCUGGUGACCUCAGCCGGUGUUCACAAUGUUCCCACAGACCUCCACGAGGAGCUCGGCGGACGUACAUUCGCAGUAUCUGAUCUCGGUACGAAGGGUCGUCAGCCCGUGGAAUUUGCGGGAUGAAUCUGUGAGAGGAGGAGUACUUGUGUAACCCCGCUGAAUCAUGGCCAAACUGAUCGAUACAUUUUCCAUCUGCGCAUGAAGUUUUGAUAUCACACACCAAAUAAAGGCUU
This is a messenger RNA of Galendromus occidentalis (western predatory mite), 1081 nucleotides long. RefSeq names its product regucalcin. Gene Ontology annotation, biological process: L-ascorbic acid biosynthetic process. The record is from RefSeq and is a predicted model, not a curated record. Gene Ontology annotation, molecular function: gluconolactonase activity; calcium ion binding. NCBI's taxonomy places the organism in Eukaryota, Metazoa, Arthropoda, Arachnida, Mesostigmata, Phytoseiidae. The coding region runs from base 60 to 971 and encodes 303 amino acids. The transcript has 6 exons.